Molecule: messenger RNA, 1188 nt
Organism: Drosophila arizonae
Lineage: Eukaryota; Metazoa; Arthropoda; Insecta; Diptera; Drosophilidae
Gene: ac
Product: achaete
Biological process (GO): regulation of transcription by RNA polymerase II; developmental process
Molecular function (GO): RNA polymerase II transcription regulatory region sequence-specific DNA binding; protein dimerization activity; DNA-binding transcription factor activity, RNA polymerase II-specific
Source: RefSeq, a predicted model, not a curated record
GGGAAGGGCAUCAGAACAGCGACAGAGCUCGCAGAGCCAACUACCAAAAGAUCAGCUCAAACUACAAGAACUAAAGAAGCCAAACUCAACCAAAAUCAAGAUGGCAUUAGGCAGCGAGAAUCAAAGCCAGAGUCUCUCUCUCUACCAUCAGCAGCAGAAGCAGCAGCAGCAGCAGCGGAUGGCGCCCUAUGCCAAGCCGAGCAGCUAUUUGCAGCAGCAGCAGCUCGAUGACGACGAUGAGCCGCUGCAGCUGCUGGGCGGCGGUUCGGUGGUGCGUCGCAAUGCUAGAGAGCGCAAUCGCGUCAAGCAGGUGAACAAUGGCUUUAGCCAGCUGCGCCAGCACAUACCCGUUGCCAUCAUUGCCGACCUGAGCAAUGGCAGGCGCGGCAUUGGGCCCGGCGCCAACAAGAAGCUGAGCAAGGUCAGCACCCUGCGCAUGGCCGUGGAGUAUAUUAGGCGGCUGCAGCGCGUCAUCGAUGACAAUGAUCGGCAGCACAAGCAGCAGCAGCAGCAGCAGCAGCAACUGUUGCUGCCACAGCAGCAGCAGCAGCAACACCAGCCACAGCAACAGCAACAGUUUGCCCAACAGCAGCAACACUUCAACUACCAGCAGCAACAGUUGCAGCAACAGCAGCAGCAACUCUAUGCGCUGCAACAGCAACUGCAGCUCAUCUCGCCCAGCUCCAGCACGUGCUCAUCAUCAGCCGGCUCGACCAGCAGCUCCAGCUUCGAUUCAUCCUAUUUCGCCUGCGCUCCUGCUCAGCUCAAGCAGGAGGAGACGAGCGCCGGCGGCUACGAAGAUUAUCCCAACAACUCGUGCAGCUCGGGCGCCGAGGAUGACGACAUACUCGACUAUAUAUCGCUCUGGCAGGACGAUAUGUAAGCAAUAGAGACACAAUUCCCUACAACAACAACUAGUCAAGUUUUAACCACCUCAAGUAUUACCUCAGCCAACGCUCAAGUAUUUAUUCUAUUAUUAAGCACAAUUUUUUUUUUUCAACUCUUUUUUUUUUUUGUUUUACAAACACUUUGUACAAAUUAGUUUUAAGUGCGCUGAAUGUGCCUGUUCAUUAUAUAGUUUAUAAGACUGCCUACUCCUAAGAACUAGCUUAACAUGGAAGACAAUUAGCUGUAAGAAAUUCAUAUUUUUUUUCCUUAAGCCUAAGCAAACACAUGGAGGACACUAAA